Messenger RNA from Frankliniella occidentalis (western flower thrips), 2116 nucleotides. RefSeq names its product probable cytochrome P450 CYP44. The coding region runs from base 193 to 1752 and encodes 519 amino acids. The transcript is spliced from 10 exons. Gene Ontology annotation, molecular function: monooxygenase activity; oxidoreductase activity, acting on paired donors, with incorporation or reduction of molecular oxygen; iron ion binding. The record is from RefSeq and is a predicted model, not a curated record. NCBI's taxonomy places the organism in Eukaryota, Metazoa, Arthropoda, Insecta, Thysanoptera, Thripidae.
UCUCCCGUGCCAGGAGGAAGAUAGGCAUAGAAGGGAAGUUUGUGACAGGCAUUAUCAGUGGACUUUUCCCCAAAGAACGUUGCACUGGCCUGUAGUAUUGUUUACGACUCGCUUUGCAGUACUAGUGGGGUUAUAACAGGUGUCAACUCCACUCACAUGUAAACACUGGCAAGGCACUGCUGUGACUUAAACAUGAUGCGAGUGUUGCUGCCCAGAGUUUCUUACUGUAACUCUAUUUCUGUGCGGACACUCUCAUCUAUAGCACCUGCAGCAGGCAAGCAUGAAGAGUCAUCACCACUGCAAGUGUCAAAGGUACUGCCAUUUGAAGACAUACCAGGACCUUCCAGGAUUCCCCUGUGGGGAAACCUGUUGCAGUAUAAACUAGGCAUAUAUAAAUGGAAUCAGUAUCAUAAAGUACUUCAUAAGCUUAAUGAAAAAUAUGGACCUAUAGUACGUGAAGAUCUUGGACCAUAUUACACCGUAAUUCAUGUGUUUGAUCCUGAUGAUGCUCGUACCGUUUAUGCUGCUGAAGGACGCUCUCCAGUUAUAAGACCAUUGCAAGAAACAGUUAAACUGUACCGCCAGAAAAAAAAUAAGUCUCCUGGUCUUGGGAAUACGAAUGGCGAAGAAUGGUAUAGACUGAGAAGUGCAGUACGUCAUUUGAUGCUUCAGCCUCGAGAAGUUAGUCAAUACUUACCCGAGGUUGAUGAUGCUACAAACCAAUUCAUUGCUCGUCUUAAGUCUCGUUUGGAUAGUCUUGGAGAAGUUCCUUCUUUGAAUGAAGAGGUUGCAAAAUGGUCUCAAGAGUCUGCUGGAAGAAUUUGCUUUGGAAAGAGUCUUGGAUGCUUUUCACAAGGAACUGAUGAGAAGGAACUGGAUAACAUAAUUUUUUCCAACCGUGAGAUGUUUCGUCUUUCUGCUGCUCUCAAAUUUUCCCUACCAAUCUACAAAAUAUUUCCUACACCUUUGUGGCAAGAAGUUUCAAAAUUGGAGGAUGUUCUUGUUGAUUAUGCAGAAAAGCAUGUUAAUGAGACUGUGAACAAAAUUAACUCAUUUGUUCAAGAAAGCAGAAACAUUCCAAAUUGUUAUAGCUUUAUGAGUCAUCUUAUUGCUUCUAAGGAUCUAAGCAAGAAAGAUAUAACUGUUCUGACUCUUUCUAUGUUUUUAGAUGGUCUCAGCACAACAGUGCCCAUGCUGCUCUUCAAUUUGUACAAUCUUGCGAUUCAUCCGCAUGUUCAAGAAAAAGCUUUUGCAGAAAUUAAAAAUGCACUACCAGAUCCAAAAAUGCCAGUAACUUCAAAAACACUCGGAAACCUUCCUUAUCUUAAAGCAGUUGUUAAAGAAAGUUUUAGAACCCUUCCAAAUGGGACAGAUAUUUCAAGAAUAUUGGAAAAAGAUCUGGUUCUAUCAGGUUAUCACAUCCCAGCUGGUACACACAUAAAUUUAAACAUGUUAGUAAACUUCAAGUCAGCAAAGUAUUUCCAUGAACCAGAAAAAUUUCUGCCGGAGCGUUGGCUACGUGGUGAUGAAGCUCAAUCAAUUCAUCCAUUUGUAUUGACUCCAUUUGGUCAUGGUACCCGCACAUGUGCAGGGAGAAGAUUUGCUGAGCAAGAUCUUUAUGUUUUCUUGGUUAAAAUACUAAGAAAUUUCACUUUGAGUUAUCCGGAUGGAGUAAAACUGGAUGGUGUUUACCAUACUCUUAUAUUUCCUAAUGGACCUGUAAGAGUACGUUUUCAACAUCGUGAAGUUUAAGAAAGCUAUUUCAUUUUGUUCUAAAUCUUUGUACUUGUUACCUUUUUACCUGUUCUGAAAAUUUUACUGUCUCUUAGGAUAAUAUUAAAAUGUGUCACUUAAGGGGGAUUUAGAGUUCCCAGAACGCGAGCGCGAUUCUCACGGCAGACGUGAUUUUCACGCUCAGCGCGAUGCACUUCGGUGCCUCAUUGGCUGCCUGAAGCUUCCGGAGCGUGAACAUCACGCCUGGCGUUAAAAUCACGCUUGCGUUUUGUUAACUCUGAAUCCAUACUAAUGAGCGCUGUAUGAAGGGAAAAAGUUUGAUCAACUACCUAACAUAUUAAGUUCAUUUCACAAUAAAUUUGAUUAAUUACGUUUCUGUUUA